AGCUUUUAUUCGGCCAACACAAUGUACACUAAUACAUAUGUAUUGAAUUUAUUAGCAGAAUGUAACAAAAUUAUUGAACAUCUUUAUUUUUGAUAGUUGCAUUUAUUGUAUUAGCCAGUCAAUCUGGAAAACACGCCCACCGGGUCGAGCUGGAACUGCAGACGCUGGCGACUCGUGGAGGAUGUAGGAAACUGCUAUUUGUAAGGAAAAACGUUAUUGCUGAGCAACUGAGAGAAGACCAACGUAAAUAGGCUACUAGGUCUGGGCACCGAGAUCAGUGUACAGUUCCAUUGGAUAUUGCAAGCCUCCACCAUAAAAGCCAGCGAAAUAGAGCAGUAAAUAAAAGGAUGACAUAUGGUUGGAGGUUGGAGUGAGUAGCGUAGCAGAGAUGAGUCUCACAUCAUGGUUCCUGUUGAGCAGCGGGGGCACUCGUCACCGUCUGCCACUGGAGAUGAUCUUCGUCGGCCGAGAUGACUGCGAGCUCAUGCUGCAGUCGCGGAGUGUUGACAAGCAGCAUGCGGUCAUCAACUAUGAGGUGACCAGCGAUGAGCACAAAGUCAAGGACCUGGGCAGCCUGAACGGGACAUUUGUGAAUGAUGUCCGAAUUCAGGAGCAGAUGUAUGUCACGUUAAAGAUUGAUGACAAGCUGAGGUUUGGAUAUGAUAUCAACCUGUUCACGGUGUUGCAAGGGGAGAUGACUGUCCCAGACGAGGCUCUUCAGCAUGAGAAGUUCACCAGCCAGCUCCAGCUGACUAAGAAGCACUUCAACGGUGAGCCCACCAAGUCACCUGCCAAGUCCCCCGCUAAGACCCCCAGACCAGCCGAGACCAAGGCACCCGAGGGGACCACCAUGGAGCCAUCGGCCAAACCUGCUGAUUCACACCAGGGAGAUGACAAGAUGGCAGGGGACAUAGCAGCCUCGCACCGGGGAACACCUCUGUAUGGACAGCCAUCUUGGUGGGGGGAUGGGGAUGCAGACGAUGAGAACUCCUUCAAGCAGGAGACCAAGACGUAUGGGAAGAAGCAUGACAGCUCUGGGGCAGACGGCAGAGAGCCUAAGAGGAGUGAGAGGCCUAAGGAGGAUGGUCUGGGUCCUGAGCCCAGCUACUUUGAGAUCCCCACCAAGGAGACUCAGAUGGCCGAGGACAGCAUUCAUGAGAUCCCUACCAAGGACACUGAGUGGGCUGCUGCUACCACCGCCAGCAGCGCUCAGGGCCACGCCUCACCUCACGCCUUCACCAUCGAGUUUGAUGACACCUCCCCUGGCAAGGUCAGGAUUAAGGACCAUGUGUCCAAACUGACUCCGGACCACCGGCCCCGGCCUAAGAAGACCCCCCAGCCGGGGAGCAAGGAUCUCAGCACCCUACAGGCCGCCAUGAUGGCCUCUGAGAGCAAGGUGGCCGAUUGGCUGGCCCACAAUGACCCCCCCACGGUGCGCACUGAGUCCACAGAGGACGACAGCAAGAGCAUCAAGAGUGAUGUUCCCGUCCACUUCCACAGGCUCAAAGGCAGCAAGCAUGAGGACGGUACCCAGAGUGACUCUGAGAACGGGAUUGGCCUGCGCUUCGGCAGCCGGAGGCUGGCUCUGGAGGAGAGGCUGAGGUCGGCACAGGGAGGACAAGGAGGUCAGUGGGGUCGGACUACCGGCAACAGGACUACCUUCAUGAUCGAAUUCUACAACGAUGAUAACCCCCGCAAGCGACGCUCCUACUCCUUCUCCCAGACUGCACCGCUGCUUGGGGGUGCGGCCAGGGAGGCUCUUUGCCCCACCCCCCCCUCCCACUCUAAGGCCCCUUCCACCAUGACCACAGACUUCAGUAAGGCCCCGUUAUCAGCGGCCCUGAUAGCGGGAGCCCCCACUGCCGCCCGAGUUCUGAUGAAGCAGAGGUCUGAGGACCACAGCAUGGGGAGGAGCUCAGUCAGUACAGGCCACCAGACCACUGAUCCCAGCCCCAGUGAGGAGGGUCUGAGGAACCCUCAGUCCCAGGGGGACAGGGAGCAGGAGGAUGACCAGAGCGAUAAGGGAACCUACACCAUUGAGUUGGAGAACGGCAACCCUGAGGAGGAGGAGGCCAGGCGCAUGAUAGACAAGGUGUUCGGGGUGGAGCAGAAGCAGGAUCUGUCUGUCUCAGGACCAGUAGAACUACAACAAGGAGGAGGAGGGAAGGAGAAGAAGGACAGGAAGACAACAGAGAUGGAAGAAACGGUGAAACCAAGCUGCCUUCCAUCCGAGAGUAUGUCUGAGGACCCGGUGGCAGUGGGCAGUAGUCGCUGGGUGUCUCAGUGGGCCAGUCCAGCUGCUAACCACACCAGAACCGACCCAGAGGGGUCUGGUGCUGAGUCACCUGCCUUCGUCCAUCAGCAGAGAGAAGCAGAUGCCUUUGAGUCGGGCGUUUCCAUCCGAAGUACCAGCUCUGCCAACUCCAGUCUCACCGAGCGUAAGCGCAGGACCCUCCCCCAGCUCCCCAUCGACGACCCCCGGGCCAAGCCAGGGAAGAGCUUGUGCGGCCUGGGCCUGCAUCGCUCAGAGAUAGGGGAGAAACAGGACACGGAGCCCCAGGAAAAGGAGAGGCAGGUGGAGCAUGAAGGAGACGGGGCGUGUUUUACCUCCAUAGAGGAGGGGGAUAUGAUGAACCAGACCAAGGCCCCACUACAGGCCUUCUCCAAGCCCUCUCUCAGACCUAUGAGCAGCAGUGAGAAGAGGUCUGAGGAGAGGAGGAGGCGGGCGGAGGACAGGAUUCAGCACCACAACAAAGGAGGAGGGGACAGGGGGGAGAAGUCAGGGGGCAAGCCUCUGGUCCGUCAGGGCAGCUUCACCAUUGAGAAGCCCAGUGGUGUGGUACCCAUUGAGCUGAUCCCUCGGAUCAAAGGUGAUGCCAGUGUCCUGAGCCGCGAGCGCAGUGACUCUGUGGGCAGCAUGGACACAGCCACCCUGCUGAAGGACACAGAGGCUGUCAUGGCCUUCCUGGAGGCCAAGCUGAGGGAUGAGAACAAGCUGGACAGAGCCAACCGGGCAGGCUUCUUCUCCCCUGACUCAGACGUGGACACGGCCAGCACCUACAACCAGGCGGCAGGGGAGGGAGAGAAGAAACCAGCUCACCAGAAACGCCGCUCCCUCAGCAGCCUGUACAAGGAGAAGAGCAACCUGAGCUCAACCUCCAAAACCGCUGCCAGCACCAAUGUUCGCGAGCGCUUGGAGAGGAAGACCAAGACCAGAAAUGAUCCCAGCCGGCUAGAUGCUCGCCGCUCCGUUCAGCCUGCCUCGUCGCGGGCACGCCAACCCUCCCAGGAUCUCACAGAUGACGACCAGACCUCGUCCUUCCCCAUCUCCGACAUUCUUUCCUCUGACCAGGAGAGUUUGCAUAGUUGCACGUACAGCCGCAGCCACUUCACCUCUACGGAUGACCUGCUACAUUCCAAACUGGAAGCCAAAUCCAGAUGCAAGACCAGCUCCAGUAAGUCUAGUAAGACUCUCCAGGCCGCCACAGCUUCCUCCCUGGGGAAACAGUCCUCUCUGCCCCAGCCACGGCCUACCAGAACCUCCCUGCUCCGCCGGGCCCGGCUGGGGGACACAUCCGACACGGACCAGGCCGAUGCAGACAGGAUGUCUGUGGCCUCCGAGGUGUCCACCACCAGUUCCACGUCCAAGCCUCCAUCUGGUCGUAAAGGGCCCUCGCGGCUAGACAUGCUGGCCCAGCCCAGGAGGAUGCGGCUGGGCUCUAUCUCGGCCCGUAGUGACUCAGAGUGUUCAGUAGGCCGGAGCAGCACCUCCUCCCCUCGCCUGUCUGCAGAGACCAUACUGCGCCUGGGCCUCCGCUCCUCCACUCCCACCGACAACAAAAUGGCUCCUCGCAUGAGGGCCAACAGUGUGUCCAAGCUGACCGAGGCCAAGUCCAGAAUCAGCCCCUCCAUCCACAGCACUCCCUCAGCUUCUAACAGGUGGAGACGGCUGCCCCCAGAGUAUGGAUCCACCUCCGAGGAGGAGUUUGGCUCCAACAGGACUUCCCCCAAACCCGGGCGCCCCCUGCGCCCACACCCGGUCCUGAGGGGUACCAGACUGGGGGGCUCCACCAGCAGUCUUAACUCUGGUCAGGUUGGCCCUGGAGGCGGUGUCCUCAAACACCGCAUGAGAGAACAACAGGGGGAGUACGUCAAGGACUGGACCGCUCACAGCGAGGAGAUUGCCAGGAUCAGUCAAGACCUGACCAAGGACCUGGCCAUCCUCGCCCGGGAGAUCCACGAUGUGGCCGGAGAGGUCGACUCGGUCAGCUCCUCUGGCACGGCUCCCAGCACCACGGUCAGCACCGCCGCCACCACACCCGGCUCCACCAUUGACACCCACGAAGUGGUAGGCCGCACGCAGGAAGGCACGCAGGAGGGCUUGCAAAAGCUGAUUGACUGUGUGUUUGUCGAGAGCCUCAACUUCAGGAAGAUCCCUCCCAUGGUGCAGAACAAGGCCCCUGAGAUAAACGGACACCCUGUGGAGCACCGCCCCCGCGCCCCAGACAGCCUGGACUGUGUCCUCCAGAGACGCACAUGGAACAGAGAUGAGGCGGUGUUGGACAGUCUGCUGCUCACAUCUGUCUCUCAGCUGUCAGCCCAAAUCAGACAGUCUGUUGACAAAACAGCAGGAAAAAUACGAAUAUUGUUCAAAGACAAGGACAGGAAUUGGGAUGAGAUUGAGAGCAAACUCCGAUCUGACAGCGACAUACCACUCCUCAAAACCUCCAACAAGAACAUCUCCUCUAUCGUCUUGGAGCUGAAGAGAGUGGAGAAGCAGCUACAAGUGAUAAAUGUCAUGGUGGAUCCUGAAGGCACCCUGGAUGCCCUGAGCAGCCUUGACCUGACCAGCCCCCUUACACCCAAGCCCUCUCCUGCUUCUCAGGGGCCCCAGAAGACCCUCCCAGGCCCUGCAGCCAAGGGCUACACCGCCUCCUCAGCACCCACUGGGGGGUCAGGGUCUGUGUCAGCCAGAGACCUGGGAAGCCCGCACUUCAACCGCAUCCACCCCAGUGGAGAAGAGAGUGCCAUCACUCAGAAGUGAGGAGUUUCCCACCCUCUGCGAUGCUUCGUAUAUAGAACACCUGCCUCAUAGAACAUUUUCCCCUCUUUCGGGAAUAUUUCAGAAUGAACAUCCACCACCCUAUAACCAGUAACCUACCAAAGCUAACAGUAAAGAGUUUUUUUAUGUGAAAUAAUUGUGAAUAAAAUAAACGUGAAAUAAGUGUACAGUGGAGCAAACUCAAAAUGUUACUUAUUGUAUUUUGAAUGAUAAUGUAUCUGUUUUGCUGGUAAUCUGUUUCUAUCUAUUUUCUGCACACAUUUGUCUAAAAUACUGAAUUUCAACUUCUCUGAGCAAUUCUGUACCCAGAGAAUCUUAUAUGGUAAAAUGCAAUUUUCAUGAAAAAAUGUUUUUACUGUUAAAAACUAUUUAAGACUGUUACAGUACCAUGUUAAACUAUGUUACAGUACAGUAAUGCUUGUAUGUAGUCUAAACGAUUCAUUUUUGGAAUGCGACGCAAACGGACCUCCGUUGGCUCCGUUUGCGUAGACAUUGAGUAGAGCCCUUAAGCCUGGUCCUUGACCUGAAUUACAUAUUUCAUAUGAUUGGCAUUACUUGAUAUUUUUCCUGUUAUGACUAUGCGGUAUCUUUGUAAACUGGAAGUGAAAACGAAAAUGUGACAUCGACCGGAUCUUUUUCAUCUUGGACUAUUCUGAAUCCCUCCUCUUUACUGUAGUACUUUAUACAGUAACAUGAGUCCAUAAUAAUUUAUAAGAUGUACACCCUGAAUGGCCUUUGUUGGAGAGAGCUGGUUGGUCUUCUACCAAAAGGACCUCUGUCUGUUUAGUGUUGAUUUACAAGGACUUUAAAUUGGACUUUGAAAUUGUAUGAAACAACAUGACUGCAACAAAGUUACCGUCAAAGCUUUACUAGCUGUAACCACUGUCAUUAAAGAAAGAAGUUACCGUCAAAGCUUUAUUAGCUGUAACCACUGUCAUUAAAGAAAGAAGUUACCGUCAAAGCUUCAUUAGCUGUAACCACUGUCAUUAAAGAAAGAAGUUACUGUCAACGUUGCAUUAGCUGUAACCACUGUCAUUACUACAUAUAUGAAUGAGGAUCAUAAGACUUCUAUAGCAAGCCUUUUACUGACAUUGAAUCGCUCACUAUUCUACGUUUCCAUAAGGGAGGGUGUUUUCAUGUACUCCUACAGUAUGUGUGUAUAGACUUGACAUCCUCACUGUGUUUGCUGCUUCUCUUUAGUUCCCUUUUGGAGGGUUAGCCUGACCAUUUUACAAGCCAUUCAUGUAAAGUUAUGUGUCCUAGAAUAAAAUGUAUUCAAGAUAGUGCAACAGUAUAUAGAUACUUAAGCAAUAGUGAAGUUAGGUACCAGAAGACAUGCUCUCCAUCUUUUCUGCUUCGUAUAUAGACUUUGAUGUCACUAAGUGCCCAGUUUGAAUAGUAAAAUGGCAUAAUGUAUUUUAAAGAUGAGGAAUCAUCAAGAGUGGGCUGAAAUUGUAUAAUUUGUCAAAUGUGUCAAAGGCUCUUCUAGUGUCACCGUGAGUGGUUUUAGGAUUCAAAAGGACAAAACCAAAAACCUAAAUGGAACAGCUGAUAUCAGAAUGAGAUGCCUCUGUACCUAUCCUCUGCACACCAUCAUGUUUGUCAGUAUAUUACAUUAAAAAAAAGAAAGUGAUGGGAAUACUGAAGUGCUCGGUACACUUUUUUUGUUCAUUUGAAAGUUUACACAUCUUAUCAGUGUUUUACUUUUCUGUUUCAUUUUUUGUAUAAACCACCAUUUUAUUUAUUUUGUUAAUUCAAUGUAUUUUAUUGUUGCAAUUCAUGUGUUUUGUUAUGUUACUUUUUUUCAAUUAAAUAAAAAGUUUAGAUUCUU
Molecule: messenger RNA, 6893 nt
Organism: Salvelinus fontinalis (brook trout)
Lineage: Eukaryota; Metazoa; Chordata; Actinopteri; Salmoniformes; Salmonidae
Product: centrosomal protein of 170 kDa-like
Exons: 18
Coding region: 389-5044 (1551 amino acids)
Cellular component (GO): centriole
Molecular function (GO): protein binding
Source: RefSeq, a predicted model, not a curated record